UGAUCAGUGAGUCAGCACGGGACUGUGACAGCGUACACACGUUUUGGCAUCAGACUACGCAGCGAGUUUAUCCUCUGGCUAGUCUUGGUACCCUGACUUGUGAACGCCGUAUGUUAAGGGUGAGCUCGGUAGUGAGUUUAUCCUCUGACCGACUCAACCGUUAACAUCGCGGUCGCUAAGACAGUCUUCCGUGAUCCGGGAUCUUUAAAAGUGACAGUCGUCUAGUUAGUGAAGCCUACGCGAGCGUCGGCAGAAGUAGCUGAGCGUAGUCGGCGUAGCACGCGAGGGUGAACGCGUAUAGCAGGGCAGCGAUAGGGAAGCCCACACGAGCGUCGGCAGAAGCAGCAGCGCGUGAUUGAAGCGGUACGGAGCAACAAGUCGUCUAGUUAGUGAAGCCUACGCGAGCGUCGGCAGAAGUAGCCGAGCGUAGUCGGCGUAGCACGCGAGGGUGAACGCGUAUAGCAGGGCAGCGAUAGGGAAGCCCACACGAGCGUCGGCAGAAGCAGCAGCGCGUGAUUGAAGCGGUACGGAGCAGCAAGUCGUCUAGCACCCAGGAGCGCGGCAGAGCGGGGAAACGGUAUUGCCCUAACGGAGCACAUCGAACCGUUACCCUAACAGCGCCGUCCUCGGGCGACGACUGUACAACGCAGGAGACGUUUUGUGACUUGAAUUAAUAUAUUAUAUUAGAUAUUAAUAUAAGUUGAAAUAAAUAAAGAACGAUUCGCAGAAGAGCCCCAACACUUACAAAUUUAUUGUAAUGAACCCUGGACACGGCGAGUAUACCUCAGAAAUUAUGCUUGUAAGAAGCAGGGGCAGCAAAAAGCUUCGUUACAAUUGGCGCCCGAGCAGGGACCCUGCGGAUCGUAUAUUAUCAGGAAAACGACAUUUAGUACGGAGAUGGCAGACCUCAUGUGGUUAGACAACGUGUCCAAGGAGCAACUAAUCUCCUUCACACAGAGUCUGGGAGUUGACCACAUAGGCACCACGCGGGAGAUUCGUAAGCGCAUAACUACAUUGGCAGCCAAGGCGCACGGAGACCCGGAAGUAGAAGAACAAUUUUUAAAAAUGGAAGCUGCAUACAAAGCAGGUGAGAUCGCUUCACGAGACGAAGGCGAUCAGAAGACAACCUUCGCAGCAGAUCAAGACAGAGGGACCGCGAGCACUUUCGCGGAAUCAUCACGGCUACAGCCGCCACAAAUCAACAGGUUACUUCAACAGAACCACAUUGUUACAUUCGCACCCAUCAUCGACCAGGUGAGGAAGUGGUCCGUGAAAUACGACGGCGGGCGAGACCCAUUAGCGUUUGUCGAGAGAUUAGAAGAGCUCUCCGAAGUGUACAUGGUGAAUGUGGACAUUCUUCCAAGAACCAUGCCCGAAUUAUUGUGCGGUACCGCUCUCCAUUGGUAUCGCAACAAUAACGAUCAUUGGGAGAGUUGGACAACCUUCAAAAAGGACUUUCUGCGCUUCUUCCUACCAGCACGUUACUUCGAACGCCUCGAAGGUAACAUACGGCAGCGAAGACAAAACGUUCGAGAAAAAUACAAGGACUACGUUCUAGCUAUGCAGAGCUUAAUGCGACACGUUGGGUAUAAUCCGGAAGAGCGACUGGAAAGAAUUUUUCGGAAUAGUCACACAGAUUAUUUGCUCUACAUUCAGCGGCGAGAUUUCGAGACGCUGGCCGAACUCAUCACACUGGCAGAAGAGUACGAAGGGAUAUAUGAAGGACAACGACGAGAAGUAGAGCCAUCUCGACGCGAGAUGACGAGACACAUUAUAGGUGACCACGAGGCGAGACAUGCAAGUAGGCCGUUACCACGUGCACCACAACACCACGGGACGGUAGAUGCGCAUCGUCAGCAACCAUCUACGAGUGGAGCCGUUAGGCCGGGUAAUAUCUGCUUCAGAUGUGGUCAGGAAGGUCACCAUGCCAGGAGAUGCCGUAAUCCCAAGAAAUUAUGUUGCAGGGAGUGUGGCCCAGCGGAUGUGCUAACGAAAGAAUGUUGUCAUCGACAACGGGGAAACGACGAAGGGUUUCGCCAAAGACAAGGCGUGGUGGACCCACGGAAAUCAGCGCCAAACCACCAAUAAUUAUGCAUCAGGAACGCGGCCGGCUAUACGCCUUAAUCACGCUGGGCGGAGAACCGGCGGAAGCCGUCAUCGACACCGGCGCUUCGAAAAGUUUCAUAUCACCACGAAUUGCAGAACAUAUGGACGCAACCGGGAACAGUAAGAAGGUGACCGUAGCUAUCGAGAUAAAAAUGGCCGAUGGCACCACCAGCAAGAUUUUUGACGCCAUGGAGACCACCAUUCAACUCGGACAGACAUCGCUAAAGGCAGUGUUACACGUGAUGCCCGGAGCGAUUGAUGACGUCAUACUUGGAUUGGAUAAACUGGGGAACAUGGGAGCUAUAGUAUCCUGCGGAGGUCACCAGGUAGUGCUGAAAGCGUCAGAUGCGCAGCAAUCAACGGCAGCCCGCACCGUGUCAUCUAAAGCCGUAAGCAACGUAACCCUUACUACGCCAGACACACGCCUGCUAAAGCGCAGGAUGAAGAAGAAAAACAGACGAAAACUUAAGUGCAGGAGGGACUUCAUCGGCCGUCAACCAGAGAAACGAAGCGGCCCGUAUACGUGAUUUUUUAGACGAAGAACUUCGAAAAUUUGAAAGCAUGAGUGGAGUGA
This is a messenger RNA of Bactrocera dorsalis (oriental fruit fly), 2680 nucleotides long. RefSeq lists its product as uncharacterized. The transcript has a single exon. The record is from RefSeq and is a predicted model, not a curated record. Gene Ontology annotation, molecular function: zinc ion binding; nucleic acid binding. Lineage: Eukaryota; Metazoa; Arthropoda; Insecta; Diptera; Tephritidae. Bases 898 to 2088 code for a protein of 396 amino acids.